Molecule: messenger RNA, 7403 nt
Organism: Mercenaria mercenaria
Lineage: Eukaryota; Metazoa; Mollusca; Bivalvia; Venerida; Veneridae
Exons: 4
Coding region: 384-1754 (456 amino acids)
Source: RefSeq, a predicted model, not a curated record
AGACUAUGUACAUGUUGAAGUGUCUUAUAUUUUGAAAUGUCACUUUACGGGUAAUGGCAAAUAUAGAUAUUUAGCGGAGUACACUUAAUAUUGAGAAACCUUGAAGUUAUUUAAUCUAAAGCUUAAAUAUAUACAGGCUACGAAUGAAAGUCCACCGCACUGUUUAUAUGUGUUGACAUUGGAUUUAUGAAGGAAAUCACUACCGAUCGGGGUAUAAUUAAACUUUUGAAAAUGAUAUAGGAAAAUGGAAAUAAAGUUAGAUAUUGGAAUGCUUUAAUUGGAUUUCGUGCACUGGGGAUCGACCAGGUCAUUAUUUGCUAUGAUAUCAAUAACAAAAGUUGAAAUUGUGGGACCCUUUAAUGCGGAGUGGAAAGUAGCUGAAUAUGAUCGAAAUUACAGGUUCCCUGUACCGUCUGGUAUAUGACUCGAAGAGAUUUUUCAAGAACGCGCAAUAUUACCACAUAGUGAUUACAGUGUUCCUGUUUGGGACAGGGAUUGCGGCAAUAGUUCUCUCAAGUGGAUCAAAUGGGAACGCCCAAGUGCCUUAUUUCUUCAGUGCUUUCAUAGCCGGAGCCUGGCAUAUUGUAUCCGCGGUGUUGUGUCAGCUGUGUAUAUACUAUCUGUCCGGGGACGGCAGUCGCAGCAGCACGGCUAGCACGCUGGUACGUGUUUACUCCAUCGUCUGCUCCGUGUUCGUUUUAUUCAACGUGAUGGGCGUGGUGUUCACCGUGGUCAAUGGAAUGUGCAUAGAGAGUCAGAUGUGCUACUACGACAAAAACUAUAUAUCAAACAGAACAAUGGCUAUUUUACUUAUUCUGGAACAUUGUGUGUCCAUCCUAGCAAGCAUUUUCCUCGCAAAAAGAGCUCAUUUGAUUGAUUCUGAACUAUCCGCGGAUGUGUCAAUAAAGCUUAAUCAUCAUUUUAAUUUUAGUCGGAAGAGUAAGCGCUCUUCUGCGUCCGAACAGCAGUCAGACACGUCCCGUAGUCAACAGACGACACCGGAAAAUAAAAAUGAAUCGGGUUUAUCCGAAGUGCAAAACAAAGGAGGACAUGUUUUGACUACGAUAGAAAUUUCGGCAAUGACGCAUCGAAAAACACAUAGGAGGUCAAAAUCUCAACCAAUCACGUUGAAGCAACUUGGUUUAGAACAGACCAAAAUUGAGGGACAAGAGUUUUCAAUAUAUUCUGACUCAGAAUCGAAAGUAAAGGGAGAACAUCACAAGAAAAAACGGCGUUUUAUUCCAUCAAAAUCAAAAUCAAACCGUGUUAAAGCGACUAUUGAAAUAAAUACAGACAAAAGAGUUAGGUCAAAGUCGGUAGGGGACGAUCUUGAUUGCACUCUCUCAGAAGAUGAAAGUCUUUCAAGCUUCGCAACUAGGAGUUCCAUUGAAGAGAGGAUGAAACAACUGAAUAAACUAGAAAAAAGAACUACAGCACCUCUUCCGGUAGAUCAAAACGAGGCUGGCGAUCUCUUUUACGUAAAACCAGCCCCUGAUGCAGAAAACUGGGAAGAUAAACAGCAAAAACUGUUUGACAAACAAUCACAGCUACAGAAAGAGCAAGAAAAAUUACAUAGAGAACAGGCAAAACUACACGAAAAACAAAGAAAAUUGUUUCAAGUGCAACAACAACAGCAAACUAUUUCACAUCCUGCUCCCCCGCCCUACGAAUGUUUUGAAAGUCCAGACAAUAGUAGAACUAUUUUGCAUGUAGAGGAAGGUGAAGAUGACAAGCACGGUGAUGUUCCUCUGUGAUAAACUAGCAAUUUCUAGGUAUUUUUGUGAUAAAUAUGCAAUAUCUUAAACCUUUUUUUUAUUUUUAAACAAAACGUUUUUAUGUAGAAGACAAGUCGUGCUCUUUAUUCUAAAGGCUUCCAUUUUAGCAUAAGGUAGGUCUGAAUUUUACAAAAUACUCAAUUGUAUUUGUCAAAUUUUCUAAUACAAUAUUUUAUGUUGUCAGUUUCUUUACAGGGUUAAAUAACUCACUGGAAACAUUUGUAAAUUGUAUUCUUUGUUAAAAAGGGCAUAAAUACCAACAACUUUUUUAUUGAUGUAGAUGGUUAAUUUUUGCCUUAUGUUUCUUGAUUUGAUAGACGCGGCCUAUUUUACAUAGUCAAAAGUUCGCGUUUCGCAGCUGAUUACGCUAGAUUUCUAUUCGAAAUAAUAAUACUCUUGACAUUCAUGAAUGUAUGAAUUCGUUUGUCAAUUUUUUUGCGAAUAUUAGUAUCUAGUCUACAGUAAAUCUGCUAUGAGUUCACAGAAAAUGUUUCCAGAAAAUUUUCUUGCAGAAGUAAUGCUACCAUUAAAUCAUUUAAAAAGGAAAAUACCCAGCCAGCAUUCCAUAUUGGCCCGAUAUCAAACCGACGUCGUUGUCUAUAACGGCCCGAUAUCGGCUUCAAUUUCGGCUGCAAAUAGGAAUGAUGUCGGCCCGUUGUCGGCAGACGGUAUCGGGCCAACAUCAUAAUGACAUUGGUCCGAAAUUGGCAAACGAUAUUUGACCAAUAGCAAAAAGAUAUCGGCCCGAUAUUGGCCGAUCAUAUCGUGGUCGCGAAAUAGUGUGACACGCAGUGCUUUAUCAAAGUUUUCUUAAAAUAUACACUUUAUAAAUUCUCAGAGUAAUUUUCUUGAGAACUGAUAUGUCUCGCAUCAUGUGUAUGAUGUUUAUUUGAUUUUAUUGAUAUAAUAUUUUUCACAACUAUAUACUGCAUGUUUUAUACAGUUACGUAAGCUUUCUAUAUAUACUUAACACUUUUAAAAUUGUUCAAUUAAUAGAAUUUUAAACAUAUAUAUAUUUUCAAUUUAUUGUAAAUAUUAAUAUUUCUAUGGCGACAUUUUACAUAAAAAUAAAAAUGCAUCUUAAUUAUUACCUCCCUUUAUUACAUAUAAAAUUUUGAUUAAUACCGUGUACAGAUUUUGUUUGGAGCCUAGUCUGAGUAAUUCUGGCAUACAUCAUAUUUGCUUAAUAAAUUACCACAUAUGAACAAUUAGAUUACUUUUUCACGUUUAUCAAUAAUAUUUUGAAAAAUAUGGUUAUAUUAGAGAAUCCAAUAUCGGCCCGGUGUCAAUCCGACGUACGAAAUAGUUACACUGAUUGAUGUCGAUCUACCGAUUUCAAUAUUUUGGGGCACAACAAUGGCCCGACGUCGGCUCUACAUCGGCACAUUUUGCCGACAUUCCGACAUUAUACCUAUAUCGGGCCGAUAUAGUCAUGCUGGCUGGGUAAGCACAUGAGCAUGGGAGGCCAGGGGUGGGUGGGGGUAGUCGGAGGGAUAAUACGAUUCUUUUUCCGCCUCAAAGGAAGAACGUUUUAUUUCUGAUAUAAUACAUGUAUUUUGGGCAACCACAACAUUAGGCGAAUCCCUUUUCCCCAUUGCAAACAUUAGGAAGAAUGCUAUGCUAAUGUUAAUUAAUACUUGACAAACUAAACACUAUAAAAUGUUACAUCUACAUAAAUCUCAAAGAGUAAUCAAUGAAUUUUUGCUGAGUCAUACUUCCGGAUAAUCUGUUAUAACAUUAUUGGAUACAUUCCUUUUAUGUAAAACGGUUAUCAUUGAUUUUUAUGACCACUUCAUGAAACUUUGUCAAUACAAAGUAAAUACAUGUACUUCUUUCAUUUCAGUGCUAAACAGUUUUACAUAGCUCUACUAAAAUACAGCCAGUCGGCUUUUAAAAUAAAAAAAGAAAAGAACGCGACAUAUAACUUCCUACCAUAUUUUAUCUAUUCCUUAUUUAUUUAUUACUUAUCUUCAAAUAUUUUAUACAUGUAUCAAUAAAAUAGCUCGUGGCAAAAUUCAUGCGCGGAUCCAGCCAAUUUUCUCAGGGGUGGGGAUGGGGGGUCCGGCCGACCCCUUACUUUGACAAAAUGUGUCUUUAUACACUAAAUAAUUUGAUGCGUAUUUGUGGAUGUUAACCGUUUACAAGUACAGGGUUGUCAUUAGGUUUUUGUUGAACAGGCUGAAACAGAAAAGUAGCCGACCAGUUAGGGGGUCCGGGGGCAUGCCCGCCCUGAAGAUUUUGAAAUUCAGCGCUUCAUUUCCUGCAUUCUGGGCAUUUUAGGAGCAUUUAAGAACACAUAUUCCACUGCAAUUUUAUAAACAAUAUUCCCCUUAUUUUCACAUUUUUUAUGAGCUCACCUGUUAAAUUUGAGAAAAAUAAUGAAAUGAAGUAAAAUUCUUUGUUUCUUUGAGAUAAUUAACAUAAAUAUGAAUUAAGUCGGGGUUGUAUGUAGCAGCAGCCACAUACACUUUGAAUGCGGUCCUAAUGUUGCCUUAUCGAAAAACCGUUUUCUUUCCCUUUUCUCUUCUUUCCUUUUUUUAGUAUUUUCCAUUUGGGGGGAGGUGGGGGUGGGGGCUCUGAAUCCGGGCAAGAAAAGUGGUAAUAUACUAUCAGGAAUAAUCACGCUGACCGUACAGGUCGAAUAAGUAUUUACCGAGAUAGUCUUUUCUGUCAUUAAUUUCACCGUUAAGAGUUAGGUCCAGGUUUUGGAAAAAAAAUUCGAACAUCAAAUCAUAGAAAGAAAGAGUUGUUUUACAUGAAAAUUAAACAGCAUUUUACAAAAGCAUCAUCAAUUUGCUCACAUAUGUAGGGGGCCAUACUUCUGGACAGUUCAGCGCCUUUUAACACUCACCAUUUUGAAAGAACUGUUACAUGUCUUUGUUUUGAUGCAAUUGCAAUAAUGUCCCACAUAACUGGGUUAAACAUCGAUUUGAACAAUUGUUUACUUUUGGCAUUCUUUUAUAAAGGGGGACAACUUUUGAGAAUAUUUUAAGUAUUUGUUUGUUUGUUUAGGGUUUAACGCCGUUUUUCAACAGUAUUUCAGUCAUGUAACGGCGGGCAGUUAACCUAACCAGUGUCCCUGGAUUCUGUACCAGUACAAACCUGUUCUCCGUAUUUUAAGUAUCCAAUUGUACAGGACAGUAAGGUAAAACAUGUAUUAGACAGGUAGAUUGUUGGUAAAAAUAUUGUUCCUUUACCAAACAUUUCUGUGUUUUGGUGAUAUACUGCUAAUCCACAAUCACCAUCUUUUUAUACAUUAUUACAGGGUGUCUCAAAAUGUAUCAUAUGUCCUAAUUUAACGUCCAAAAAAUUGUGUGUAAUAAAUCAAUACUAAUGGGUUAAAUGUUGCCAGAAUAAAGUUUUUUUUGUGUGUUUUUUUUUAUGAAAAAUACCCGUUUAAUAGUUGAAAGGCAUUCAGCAUAAAGUAAAACCUGUCUUAAGCAGCCAGCCAAGGGAAUGGGGAAAAGUGGCUGCAUACAACAGGUAAUUUAUAGAAUGAAUGACCACUUUGGGAAAUGAGACACUGGCUGCUUAAGACAGGUUGGCUGCUUAAUAGAUGUGACCGCUAAAGCAGGUUUUACUGUAUUAACAAUUCCAACCAUAUAGCUUCAAUUUAAGUAUGAAAUGUUAUUUUAAGAAAUUUCAAACAUACAGAAAACAUAUAUUUUUGGACAAACUGUGUAUUUAAGAAGGCGUUGCAUAUGGUUACAAACAUAUCUCAUUUAUUUUUUUUAGAUUUUUUUUUUUUCAAUUAUAUACAAAUAUCACAGCUUUAGAUGAAUGUUGUGCAUGUAUUUUCAUUAUUCUGAAAUAGCUUUAACCAUUUUAAAUUAUCAAUGUGCCAAAGUUCAUACCCGCCUUUUUAUGUCAAGGUACUUAGAUAAACUCUGUUUAAGUCACGACUGUAUACGAGAACUUGAAUGUAUAUGAUUUUAUUAAGUCCAUUUGUAUGACAUUUUCUAUGAUGAUUUGAUAUGAAUAUUUUAGCGUUUAUAUACUUUCCUAUUACUAUAUACUGCAUUCUGCUCCGUCAGAUACCAGUAUAUCAGUAGUGAGCUGUUGAUAUUACACCACAGGAGACAUGUUCUGAUAAAUUAUUCAAGCAUAUCUAUGAAUAACUAAAUUUGCCUGUCUUGAUCAAACACUGCCCCAGUAAUCAAAAUUCGACAUUUAUUCAUUAUACUUCACACUUUGUUCUAUUCAGAACCAUGGUGAGUCCACGUCUGUUCUAUCUUUAAUACGUGCGUCCGUCCGUGCGUGUGUAAUUAUUUAUUGUCGCCGCCUGAUACCUAUAUGGGUGACUCCUCCAAAGACUGUUAGUAAUUUAUCAUACAGAAUGUGCAAGACAGGAGAUGCUUUAAUUCCUGUUCUUUAGCGUGGUCUUCGAAUGUUGUUUUUUUAAUUGGAGGAGCGGAGUCUCGAACUCACGACCUCCGGUUUCAUAGUCCAACGUAUUACCAAUGGACCACUGUGUCCUGUCUUUAGCUGCUAUGUAAACUAUCUUUUAAAGAUAGCCAGUCCCAUUUUGCAAUAUUUUACUCUUGUAUUCUAUUAGAGAAGAUACAUGGCACAGAGUUAGAACCCUAUUACAAAUUUAUAUUUGAUUGCUGUUGUAAAAUUUUGUAAAUUCUCCCCACAUCUACAGUAAAGAAGUUGACGAUCUCUUUUGAAUUCGAUGUAAUUUCUAGUUUUACAUUUGCAUAUGUAUAUGAUAUUUCAACAAUCAUACCUGCCAAAAGACAUAUCUUUAAACUGUGUAUAGCUUUUGAAUUCAUUUAUUUCCAAUUUAUCUUUAUAGGCAAAGGGAGGUAAUAAUUGUUUUAAACUUGCGUUUAUAAAGAACUUCGGCUAAAUAUAGUGUAAAUAAUUAAUUAUCUUAAAUAAUUAAUGUAUUCUUUUGACAAAGAUAAACAAUAUUAGUUAUAGUAAUAUCAUUCCCAUAGAUAAUACUCAUGCUAAAAUUAUUGAAUUUAUACUCGUGCUAAAAUAACUGUAUCUUGGUAUGACAACCAGGUUAGGAUGAUAAAAUUUUAGAAAAUACAGUGCAACCUCUGUAGAGCAACACCCUUUUGGAGAUACAAACAUGACUGUUGUUGUUCUGGAGAGGUAAAUUUGAUAGUAUAUUUCAGCUUAGGGAAAUUUUGAUGAUGUUGUUAAAGAGAGGUUUUUGCUUAAGAGAGGGCCGCUCUGCAGAGGUUGUACUGUACCUCCAUUGAAAAUCUAACUGUAUUAAACAUUCAGUGACCAUGAGACAAGGGUAAAUGAUCAUAUGUUAAAAUCCAUAGACAAUUCUAAUAGUUGACCAAAUUUUGAUGAACCACAUUGAAAGACUAGUCUCAGAAUACAAACACGCCAUUGCUCAAUAUCAAUGUCUAGCUCAGAAUCAGCCAAACAGCUGCUUGCGUUUUGAGACUUGCCUCCUAACACAGCCUCGUUUACUACUUUUUUUUCAAAUUAAUGUAUAAAACAUAUAAAUGUAUAUAAUCUAUUCAUAUGAAGCAAUGCAACAUAUUUCUCCUCAGAUUAUAAUUUUAGUUUCUGUUUUUUGUUUGUUUCGUUAAAACUGUUUAUGUUAAUGUCGAUUUCCUCUGAUGAUAUCUGAAUAAAAGAAUAUUGUUGAUAAAACUA